GCUCCUGUGUUUAGAGAUGAAGACGAUGAGAAGAAACCAGCAAAGGAGACUGAGAAGGAGCCAUCAGUGAGGAAGGAGGAGUGAGAAAGAGUCAUGUGUUGGAAGCUGAGUGCAGAAAAGUUUAAGGAGCGAGUGAUCGCGUCAAAUACUGAUAGAUACGACUGCUAUUACAACUCACCGCACUAUGUUCUAGUAAUUUGGGGGAAAUCUAUUUCUAGAAAAUCUCUGAAAUUGGUUUGAGGAACCAUUUCUAACGUCACCUUUAUUGGCCAAUGAAGUUCUGCUGCAGGGCCCAGGGCACGGAGCUGUCAGAUACGGCACCUGAAGGAAGGCCUGGAGAGGUGGCAGAAGUGCGCCAUGGUAAACAGCUUUGUCACUGGCCCUGUCAGUGCCCUCAUCGGAAGCCCAGCUGCCCUCCUGGAGUGAGCCUGGUGAGGGAUGGCUGUGGGUGCUGUAAAAUCUGUGCCAAGCAACCAGGGGACUCCUGCAACGAAGCUGACCUUUGCGACCCGCACAAAGGGCUGUACUGUGACUACUCAGCAGACAGGCCUAGGUACGAGACCGGAGUGUGUGCAUACCUUGUAGCUGUGGGAUGUGAGUUCAACAGUGUACAUUAUCAUAAUGGCCAAGAGUUUCAGCCCAAUCCCCUGUUCAGCUGUCUCUGUGUGAGUGGGGCCAUUGGAUGCACACCUCUGUUCAUACCAAAGCUGGCGGACAGGCACUGCUCUGGGGCUAAAGGUGGAAAGAAGACUGAUUGGUCAAAAUGUGGCCUGGGACCGUCACAACAGCAGCUCUCAUCAAGCUACAAGACAAUGCCAGCGUAUAGGAAUCUCCCACUUAUUUGGAAAAGAAAAUGUCUUGUGCAAGCAACAAAGUGGACCCCUUGCUCCAGAACAUGUGGGAUGGGAAUAUCUAAUAGGGUAACCAAUGAAAAUAGCAACUGUGAAAUGAGAAAAGAGAAAAGACUGUGUUACAUUCAGCCUUGCAACAGUAAUAUAGCAAAGACAGUAAAGAUCCCCAAAGGAAAAACGUGCCAACCUACUUUCCAACCCGUCAAAGCUGAAAAAUUUGUCUUUUCUGGAUGCUCAAGCACUCAGAGUUAUAAACCCACUUUCUGUGGAAUAUGUAUAGAUAAGAGAUGCUGUGUUCCUAAUAAGUCUAAAAUGAUUACCAUCCAAUUUGAUUGUCCAAAUGAAGGGUCAUUUAAAUGGAAGAUGCUGUGGAUUACAUCUUGUGUAUGUCAGAGAAACUGCAGAGAUCCAGGAGAUAUAUUUUCUGAGCUCAAGAUCCUUUAAAACCAAGCACAUGGGGGAAAAGUUAAGGUUAAUCAUGUCAUUACAUCAAAAUUUAAAAAUGGUUGUAAAAGGGUGGCAAAUCUGCCUUAUUGGUUUAUAACAGUAAGAAUGCCUAGCUAGUCUCAGAUAACUGUAUUUAAGGUAUUAGAAGCUUUAAAAAAGGUUCUCCUAAGAAUGUAUGUAAAAUCUAAAAAACUUAAAAUUGAGCUCUUAAAAUAUAUAAUUAUAUAAUACACAGAUAUUUGGUUCCAUCUAUGUAUUCCAUAUAUAAUGAAAAAUUAUAUAAUUUACAAGAGAACAUUUUAUUCUAUAAAAUAAUCUGAAAUAAGUUUGCUGAAGAUAUAUAAAAAGCAUGUUAAAGUUUUUAAACUUUAUCUGUACUUUGACAAUAUAGCCUAGGCUCCAGUCAGAUAAUCAUUAUAGGGUGAGCAAGAUUUUCUAGAUUAUAUCUCCAAUAGGAAUAAGACUAAGCUGUAAAUAUAUUUUUUAUUUCCAUUGCCCUAUCCUGAAUAUCAGUUUAUUAAGAUUUCUUUUGGAAGGAAAAAAAUGGAACUUCUUUGGCCGCUCCUUACAACUGUAAUCUAAAUUUUUAUACCAAAUACUGUAAAAAAAAAUUUAAUUUCCAAGAUAAAGACCAAGAGCAGUAUCCUUACUUUGAAAAGGAAAGAAAUCUUAAAAAUAACAUUAAAGAAAGCAUACAACACUGGCUUGAAAAUAAACUGUUCCUCAAAAUUACUUCCUUAAAUGAUAAAUCUACCUAUGAGUUUUAAAUAUAAAUUGUGAUUAAAGAUAAAUUAAUGUUGAAGACUAAAACUGGAGAUAUAUAGUAACUGAAACACUUUCACUAGACUAUUAUAGUCACUUACUGCAAAGUUUCAAAGAAAAUAUCAAGCUUAGUAAUGUUCUGUUUGCUUAUAUAAAUAGUGACAAGUGGCACUUGUCUGCUGAGCCAGUGGUUAAGACUCCGCACUUCCAGUGCAGGGGGCACAGGCUGGGGAACUAAGAUCCCACAUGCCACGUGGCACAGACAAAAAAAAAUAGUGACAAGCAAAACUGAUAACAAGUAGCAUAGUUUAAAAGUAUGGACAUUUAUUAUUACAAAAUCAACUGGUUUGAUAAAAAACCAUUAUAUUUAAAAAUAAUUUAAUACAAGUUAAAAUAAUUGUAAAUUAUUCUUUUGAGUGCAAACAAGUGGUUACCCAGAGAAGAAAUAAAACCUCCUUAAGUUGUAAUAAAAUCUAUUCCUGAAGUCAGUGGCUAUCACACAGAAAUAUUUAUAUUGUGUUCUACUCCUGUAUUUACUUUUGAAGAGUCAGGAGAAUUUAAACAGAAUAUGAAGACAUAAAUUAUAAAUAAAUAUAAAAAAUAUAUGUACAAGACUUUCAUUGAAGACAUGACUAUUUCUGUAUAAGUGCCUGAAUAUGAGACGAUAAAUAAAGUAAAAUGUUGAAGAACGCUGUUCUCUCAAUUUUAGAAAAUGCGACUCUUUUGGAAGACAAAUGUUUAAAGUUAAGGCACUAGCACUUGGUUAAUUUCACAGAGUGGUAUCAUCAACAAAUUGUGAUUAAAUGGAAAUCACUCUAAAGACAAAAAUCUUCCUAAUAUGAAAAACACACAUUAGGCUUUC
Hippopotamus amphibius kiboko is the source of this 2922-nucleotide messenger RNA. It is a transcript of the gene CCN6, whose product is annotated as cellular communication network factor 6. NCBI's taxonomy places the organism in Eukaryota, Metazoa, Chordata, Mammalia, Artiodactyla, Hippopotamidae. The coding region runs from base 273 to 1295 and encodes 340 amino acids. Gene Ontology annotation, cellular component: extracellular matrix; extracellular region. Gene Ontology annotation, molecular function: heparin binding; integrin binding. The transcript is spliced from 4 exons. The record is from RefSeq and is a predicted model, not a curated record. Gene Ontology annotation, biological process: signal transduction; cell adhesion.